CGUAGGCCAAAACAACAGCGCAAUUCCAUUGGGGCCAAAUUGCCCAAAACUGAUACCAGUUUGAAGAUACCGCUAAUGCCACCUACUCAUCAUAAAAGGCAUGUGGCCGGAAUUGAUGCUUCUGAUAUGCACCCUUCUGUGGAAAUUUCAAGCAAGAAUGACUAUUUAGCAGGAUCCACACCACCGGGUGAGUACUUUAAUAACUUUUAA
Molecule: messenger RNA, 210 nt
Organism: Rodentolepis nana
Lineage: Eukaryota; Metazoa; Platyhelminthes; Cestoda; Cyclophyllidea; Hymenolepididae
Source: the annotation of a GenBank genome assembly